ACAUCACCACCACUACCACCUCUCCCAACCCACCACUCACCCCCCAACACACAAUGUCCCCCCAACCCCCCGCAGUCGACAUCCUAAUCCUCGGCACCAGCUGGACAACAACCUUCCUGACGCCCCUACUCCGCGCCCAUAACAUAACCCACGCAACAACAAGCACAACCGCCCGCCCAGGCACCCUCCCCUUCCACUUCGUCCCCUCCACCCCCUCCACCGACCAGGACGACGACGAAGUCGGAUCCCAAGCCCAAUACACCGCCCUCCCCCCCGCAACCCUAAUCCUAAUCACAUUCCCCCUCACCACCGCCUCGCACACCACCCAGCUCACGCGCCACUACACAGCCACCCACCCCAGCGCAACACCGUAUUUCGUCCUCCUAGGCAGUACACGCAUCUUCACUCCCACGCCUUCUUCUCCGCUGAGCUACGACGCCUCUUCUCCCCGCGCAGUAGCCGAAGACACCCUCCUCGCGCUCUACCCCUCGCGUGCGACGGUGCUCAACCUCGCGGGUUUAUACGGCCAAAGCAGCAGACACAGCGCGCGCGAUCCGCGGUCCUGGCUGUCGCGUGUGGCGCCGGGGAAGGAGGCGUUGGGGCGAAAGGGCGCGCUGCAUUUGGUGCAUGGCGGGGAUGUAGCGCGGGGUGUGCUGGGGGGUGCAAAGGAACAGAUCUGGGGCCGGCGGUGGAUAGUCACGGACUUGCACUGGUAUGACUGGUGGGAGCUUGCGUUUGCCUGGGGGGACGGACGGCUAGAUCACGGGGCGGACGCGGGGAAAGAUGGCGACGGAGAGUAUAGAGAGUGGGUGAUGCAGUUGAUGGAGGAGCAUGGUGUGCGGGCACUGCCGCGGCCGGUGGAGGUGGUGGGCCGGGUGUUGGAUUCGCGGGCGUUUUGGCGGGCUGUUGGGAUGGUGCCGGGGCGGGGACAUGUGCUUUCUGUUGUUGGGGGGGAGGAGGAUUGGUAGGGGUUAGAUGGGAGAGGGAGACUCUAGCAUGAUCCGGCAUGAUCUAUCUAG
This is a messenger RNA of Pseudovirgaria hyperparasitica, 1019 nucleotides long. RefSeq lists its product as uncharacterized. The transcript is spliced from 3 exons. The record is from RefSeq and is a predicted model, not a curated record. The coding region runs from base 54 to 968 and encodes 304 amino acids. Lineage: Eukaryota; Fungi; Ascomycota; Dothideomycetes; Acrospermales; Acrospermaceae.